Messenger RNA from Neogale vison (American mink), 312 nucleotides. RefSeq names its product CEA cell adhesion molecule 19 (gene CEACAM19). NCBI's taxonomy places the organism in Eukaryota, Metazoa, Chordata, Mammalia, Carnivora, Mustelidae. The record is from RefSeq and is a predicted model, not a curated record. The coding region runs from base 1 to 312 and encodes 103 amino acids. The transcript has 5 exons.
AUGACUGAAGAGCUUAAGGAGCUUCCCAUAACACACCUGCCCAUGAGUGCUGGGAUGAUGGCUGCCAUUAUAAUUGGGUCCCUUGCUGCCGGGUCCCUCUUCGUUGGGUGCAUUGCCCAUCUCCUGUUAACAAGAGGCUGGAAGGGCCAGAGCCACAGCUCACUGGUGGUACGAAAAGAGGCAAUGCUGGUCCAUAACCCUCUGGAUGACACCCACAGAGAAGCGGGAGGCCCACCCAGUCACAAUGCUGGUGACCAGAACAUCUAUGAAGUGAUGGCAUCUCCGACCUUCCUGGUGUCUCCCCCCUGGUGA